Messenger RNA from Oncorhynchus masou masou (cherry salmon), 1551 nucleotides. Its product is annotated as ubiquitin carboxyl-terminal hydrolase 37-like. Lineage: Eukaryota; Metazoa; Chordata; Actinopteri; Salmoniformes; Salmonidae. Gene Ontology annotation, cellular component: cytosol; nucleus. The record is from RefSeq and is a predicted model, not a curated record. Gene Ontology annotation, biological process: protein deubiquitination; G1/S transition of mitotic cell cycle. The transcript is spliced from 10 exons. Bases 535 to 1473 code for a protein of 312 amino acids. Gene Ontology annotation, molecular function: cysteine-type deubiquitinase activity.
UUAUUUCGCACUAACACAUAUUCUUGUCAACAGAAAAAACGGCAGAAAGCCAAUUCAAUUGAUGUGGAGCAGAAGACAAGAAAUAAGAAGGAGAGUAGCACUUCAUCUCCCUCUCCAAUUCCAAGUGACCGUUCUGAACAGAAUGCCUCCGCCACCUCUGACCCCUCACCCUCUGACCAACUCUCCUCCCUCUAUCCACCUCCCUCUCCUGUUAACUGUUCCUCUCAGCCUUGCUCUCCUGCUAAACAGCCCUCUCUCCCCAGGUCACCUGCCAAACACCCUUCCCCAGUGAAAUCCUAUCCAGUGCUGUCCCGCCCUAGUUCUCCCUCUCCUACCAACCCUCUGGACGGUGAUGGAGACACCAGCCAAGAGGGCGCAACAGUCAGACCUCUGUCUCUUCAGGACCACUCUAGCCCAAGGCCCCAGAGGUCAGGCUCAGGUGCCAGAAGCCAGACUCUUCCCAGGGCCAGCUCAGCCACCAGAAGAUCAGAGGAGACCCAGGGGGCCAGAGGAGAACGGGGGGCCCUGGUCAACAUGGAACUUCUUGGGUUGCCUAACAUUGGCAACACUUGCUUCCUAAACGCCACCCUGCAGUGCCUCCUGGUCCUGCCUUCCUUCUCAAAGGAAAUCCUACGCCAGGAACAACUCUGGAGCUCCUCCCCCUUCUCCAACCUGCUCAGGUGUCUGUCUGAUGUGCACCGUUCGGGUCUACCUGACAGUGGCGCAAACCAGGCCUCAAAAGCAGACCUCAUGUGGAAGGUCAAGUACUCCUUGUCGGGAUAUGAUUUGAAGUAUCUGGGGGACACGCAACAGGACGCACACGAGUUACUUGUGAAUAUGCUGUGCCAGCUGAAGGAGGAGGGCAUGAUACUGAAGACGCUCGGGGUGAACUAUACCUGCCCUGUUUCCCAGCUGGAGUUCCAGCUUGUCUCAGUGCGCACAUGUACCAGCUGUGGGCGCGAGUCGUCCACCAGAGAGGACUACAAUCACCUCUCAUUGGACUUCACCUCUGAGCGCACCUUGCUAAGCAGCCUAGCACUCACUUUCAAAGGAGAAAAGGUUGAAUUCACAUGUGCGGGCUGCAAGGGCCUCCACGCCUCAAAGGUGGAGCAGUUCCACACACUGCCUCUUGUGCUGGUUCUGCAUCUGAAGAGGUUUGGAGGACCUGGGGGGUUGGAGAAGCAGGAGGCUCCUCUUUUGUUUCCUUCGGAGCUGAGGCUCUCCACCUUCUGCGGGGACACGGUGCCACCCCUGCACAGUGCCAGCCCACAGGCCCUCACCAACCAGAUCCCCAAUAUCCAGGUGUCCAUCCCCCAGACCCUCGCCAGCCAAGUCUCCAACCCACCUGGAGAGGCCAAAGAUAGCGCCCUCUGCUGUUCAGAAGCAGCCAGUGAAGUCAGUGAUUGGCUACUACCAGCUGACUGGCGUAGUCUCUCAUUUGGGAGGCUCCGCAAACUCCGGGCACUACAUUAGUGACAUAUUGAAUGCCAGUGGAAACUGGUUCUGCUGUAAUGACAGCCAAGUGUCAAUGUCCAAUGAAGCCACUGUGCU